Messenger RNA from Orbilia oligospora ATCC 24927, 879 nucleotides. RefSeq lists its product as uncharacterized. Lineage: Eukaryota; Fungi; Ascomycota; Orbiliomycetes; Orbiliales; Orbiliaceae. The coding region runs from base 1 to 879 and encodes 292 amino acids. The transcript has 5 exons. The record is from RefSeq and is a predicted model, not a curated record.
AUGUUGUUCAAUCAGAUCUCGACGUUUUCGGUUCUCGCGUUUGCGGCAACAUCCUUUGCCGCAUCAUGCGUCCCAAACAAAACAUGUUCGAACCUUCCUAGGGCAACUGUUACCAGCUGCUCUUCCGCCAUCUCUGCGAAGAAAUUAAAAUACUCGACUUGCACCGUCUGGAAGACAGUUACUCCUGCAAAGGUUACCAAGACCGUGACCAUUAACCAGCCCAAGGUCACCGUCAUCGACAACAAAGUUUUGACCAAUACCGUCGAUGAGACUGGUACCGUAUCCGUCUUCUCUACCCUUACGGAGUAUAGCACCACUGUGUAUCUCGACGAGAUGUCGGAGGCUGUUACAGAAACGGCGACCGAGACUUUCGAGGAAACUGCCACCGAAACCGAAACCAGUAUCAUUUUCAACUAUGGUUUCGCUCUUAAGAAGCGUGUCGCUCCUUGCACAACCGUGGCGAAGCAAUGCUCCUGCUUGCUCACGAGGACAAAGACAAAUACUUUGACCGCAAAAGCACCGACAACUUACAAAACAAAGACAAUGCCGCGUGAAACUGUCACCAGAGCCUCCACUGCUACCGUGAGCGUUACUGUUAUCACUUUCUAUACUACUGUUGUUUACGACACUGCUACCUCGGUUGAGUCUCAAUACAGCACGGCUACAAUCACUGCAACGGCAACUGUACAAGAGUCUGUAACCAACACUGAUACCAUUACCGCUACUGUUUCGGAGACUUUGUAUACUUGCGUGGAUCCAAACCGUGCUAGAUGCGGUAACUACUGCUACAGAACCCAAAUUGAUUGGUAUAAUUGCGGUGGAUGUGGACAAAGGUGCAACAACGGCCAAAUCUGUAACGGCGGUCGAUGCAUUUCUUAA